AUGCCUCCAAUAAGAUCGCAGAGACCAGCCGAAGCCAAAGAAACUGGUGGAGAAAGUAAUGAAUUUGUCACAAAGCAGAAUUCGCUAUGGAACACAGCAGUCAAGUCUCGCCAGCAAAAGGCGCGUACAGGCUUCCGCAAGAAUCGUGCCAACAAGCAAAAGGAGUUGAAGGAGAAGAUCGAAGCCUUGAAGCGCAGUGAUGCAGCAAAACAUUUUGAGCCUCACGCGUGGCAGAAGGCUAAAAUCGACUGCUCUAGAACCGGACAAGUUGCCGAUGCAACGACUCCCGACCAGUCAGCUUUUGAGACCCUUCGCGGUCUUCUCGCUCGCAAGACCGACAUUGAACGUCGCAUCACCGAAAGCGUCGGAAGUCUAGAAAGAGCCAUGAACACUGCUUCUCGCGAGUUUCAGAUCGUUCUCACAUCGCGCUCUGAGCGUGUGACGACCGCACCCACAGAAGGUGGAGCCGCUCCAAUUACGAAGCCUUGA
Molecule: messenger RNA, 489 nt
Organism: Aureobasidium subglaciale EXF-2481
Lineage: Eukaryota; Fungi; Ascomycota; Dothideomycetes; Dothideales; Saccotheciaceae
Exons: 3
Coding region: 1-489 (162 amino acids)
Source: RefSeq, a predicted model, not a curated record